Molecule: messenger RNA, 2966 nt
Organism: Branchiostoma belcheri (Belcher's lancelet)
Lineage: Eukaryota; Metazoa; Chordata; Leptocardii; Amphioxiformes; Branchiostomatidae
Product: ras-related protein Rab-24-like
Exons: 9
Coding region: 323-979 (218 amino acids)
Molecular function (GO): GTP binding; GTPase activity
Source: RefSeq, a predicted model, not a curated record
GAAUAAUUGACCGGGGAUCAAAGGUAAACAGGUCAUGUGUGAAAUGUUUAUGUUUGUCAGGAAGAGUUACUGCGUAAGAUUUGUUGAUUUGGUGACAUUUUCCAGCCGAUUAAGUUGGUGUUGUCGAAAGCUACUGACUCCAUUUCUUCCAGCAUGCUAGCAAGUCCCCCGACAUAGUUUCAAUGGUUUAGCAAACACUGUGAUCGAGCAAAAAUAGUUCUGCAAAAAAUUUGCCAAGACUCUGAGGACAAAGUCAAUGUAGUUGGGUGUGAUCGCUGGAAUCCACCUUUGAUCGUGACUGUACCGCUGACUGUGGCCGAACAUGGCGGGCAGCAGGGUGGACUGUAAGGUUGUGCUGCUCGGUAAGGCUUACGGAGGCAAAACCUCACUCGUAGAGCGGUACCUGCACGACAGAUUCAACGCGGAAAUGCCUUACCAAAACACUAUAGGUGCAGCUUUUGGAGCCAAGAGAGUAGAGGUUGAUGGGAAGCUUGUGACACUUGGGAUUUGGGACACAGCAGGUUCAGAGAGAUAUGAGGCCAUGAGUAAAAUUUACUACCGUGGUGCAAAGGCUGCUGUUGUCUGCUAUGAUCUCACAGAUGAUGCCAGUUUUGAAAGAGCAAAGUUCUGGGUGAAAGAACUUAAUGACAAUGAAGAGGCCUGCAAAGUUUACCUCUGUGGAACAAAGCUAGAUUUGGUGCAAGAAAACAGAAAAGCCAGAAAAGUGGACUACCACAUGACAACAGAUUAUGCUGAUGAAAUCCAUGCAGAGGUCAUAGAAACAUCCAGUAAAACAGGCUUCAAUGUCAGUGAACUGUUUGAAAAAGUAGCAGAGGGGUUUGCUAGGGACCCUGCCAAUAGACAAACAGUACAAAUUUCCAGCAGUGGCCCACAAUACCCUUCUACUUCCUUUAACAAAGGUGCCGAGAACUUCCAAGUCACAGAGCAGGGCAAGUCCAGAGGGGGCUGCUGUUCAUAGGAGGUCUCCAAGUACAACUCAGGCAGAUGGUCAUAAAUUUUAGCCUGGAGCCCAUCCUCCUUAACUUUACUCUGGUCCCCAAGUCUGGGGUAUCGGAUCUUGGGGAGUGGAACUAGGCUAGACUCCAGGAUACAUGUUUUAGCACCAGUAGCAACAUAUGUCUCCAGGACUGGCCAUUCAGGUUUUGUGUGGUUUAUAUCUUCAGCUAUCCUAAGACCUGAAUUGGGAUCGUUCGUUGCUAAAAUUCUGACUUUUUAGAUAACAUUCAGUUAAACAUCCUUAUAAGUAUUGGAUGAUUUAAGAAGCCAUUGCCCUUUUGCUGGCUGUAACACAGUUAAGUUUAAAAAAACUCUGUUAAGCAUUUACAAUCACUAGGUCCAAAUUAGAUGUCAAAAAUGCCUGCUUUUCACUCCCCUUUCAUAUGGAAUACUGGAUAAAUGGCCUUUUAAGCAAAUGCCUUUUCUGCUACCUCUAACACAGCAAAACUUUAGAUUUAUUCUCCAAGUUUAGAUAUUAUCCAGUACUGUUCAAAACAAGGGGUGGCAAAUCAUUGCUUUCAAGGUGUUGUUUGUAAAAUAAGUAAGAUGUAAGUGCUAUUUUAUUUGAAAUUUUGGUCUGUAAAAAUUCCAUUGUCUCAAUAGUAUAUAUCAGAUAGAAAGUUGGUCUCCUAAUAGCCUAGGUUCAGAAUGAUCUGAAUCAAAAUCUUUGUUGCAAAUUGAUACAAGUAUGUAUAAUUGUAUAACAGAAUGAAACAUGUACUCACUAUCAGUAACCCUUUUGUUAACUUCUGUAUUUUUGGAAGUAGUAACAUAAUUUUGAUGCUGUUUGGUACCUAUAAAGCACUAAAGCCUAUGUAUUGUAUGUAUAAGAAAUGACAUUUUGGUUCCCCACUAAAACCAGACUUAUAUUGGAAUACAGGUAGAUAGAGUAAUAUCAUUUGUCAUUUUAUGCCUUCUCAGAUUCUUACCAACUCAUUGUGGAUCCUCUAUCUGUAUAAUGUUGGAGAUAGAAUUGUUGCCACCUGCAAAGAAAACUUGGCAUUGAGGCCUGUGAACUGCAGUGGAUAUAAAAUGACAUGUUUGUAAAUGUUAUACCUUUAUGUAAAGUGUUAAACCUGUACACCAGAAGAAAUUAUUAUGACUUACAUGUACUACCAGUAUUGAAAUUCUUAGGACUUUAGUUAGAUGUUUGUAUGGGAGGGUGACUAUAGAGUACCUUUUUGCUGCUGUGUGCAUCCAAUUUAUACUAACAUUGUCAGUCAAGCUCAGUGAGUUACUCUGUUAUACAUGUAACAUUACAACUUAAUGUAAAUCGUAAUCACAUGUACCUGUAUGGACAUGCUCAUGUUGCAAAUUGUCAGUAACUGUUCAGGUGAUGUUACAGCAUAGGUUCAUGCAAAGAGGAAAUGCUGCUUUUGUAAUUACGGUAACUUUAAUUUUGUUUUAAGAUUAGGAAGGCAUUUAUAUUUUAUGUGUAUGUACAAAAUUGUACAUCAUCAAGUAUUAGGGGUUCAUAACAGGGACUGCAUGUUUCUUAUCUCACAAAUAGCAGAAUUGCUCUGUUUCAUCUUGUCUCUAAGAUCGUGAAUGUUUUUGUGGAGCUGGGUGUGUGAUCCAUAUGGGAACACAAGAUGCUGCUGUAUUUGUGGACGCAAUGAUGCAAUUGCAAGGAAAAGUUUGACAAAAGCUGCCAAUUUUAGUUUCACAUUUGUGUACAUUUUAUGCUUUGAGAAACAGCAACCUUGUAAUGAGUUGAACUGUAAGCCUUAGUUUACAACUUUACAUGGGACAGAAUGUUGAAGUCUACUUUCUUUUUGCAAAUCUUUGGCCAGUAAGGUGUCACGUAAUGUUUACUGUAUACUGGUAGCUUUGCUUUUAUUCUUUCAAAGAAAUGUACAUAUUGUUCAUGGCUAAUGUGAAAUGGAAUUAACACUUUUAAUGUAUCAAUAUGACCAAUAUGAUUAAGUUAUUCUAAUGUUGGUGGAUUU